Molecule: messenger RNA, 1452 nt
Organism: Microsporum canis CBS 113480
Lineage: Eukaryota; Fungi; Ascomycota; Eurotiomycetes; Onygenales; Arthrodermataceae
Product: histone deacetylase phd1
Exons: 1
Coding region: 1-1452 (483 amino acids)
Molecular function (GO): histone deacetylase activity
Source: RefSeq, a predicted model, not a curated record
AUGGGCAGAUCAGCAAUCGUCCAAGAAUAUGGGCCACCACCUCUGGCCAACACUACCAUCACGUUUGACCGCAAGACUACCGAUGAAGUAGCUCACGAUAUCAUCAAGAGGCCAAAGGGAUACAGGGUAUCAUGGCAUGCAAAUGCCACCGUUGAACCCCAUCACUUCGGCCAGUCGCAUCCCAUGAAGCCAUGGCGCCUAACCCUCACCAAACAGCUCGUUAUGGCCUACGGGAUGCACCAUGCCAUGGAUCUCUACGUCGCUCGCGCAGCGACAUACGAUGAGAUGGCCGAAUUUCACAGCACAGACUAUCUUGAUUUCUUAAGCCAGGUCAUUCCGGCUGAUAUGGAUAGCGCCGCACAGCAGGAUCGCCUGGCCGGAUUCAAUUUCGGGGACGAUUGUCCGAUUUUUGACGGUCUGUACGACUACUGCGCGCUGUAUUCCGGUGGAACCGUUGACGCCGCUCGGAAGCUAUGCAAUAAUCAGUCUGAGAUUGCGAUUAACUGGUCUGGUGGGCUGCAUCAUGCUAAAAAAACCGAGGCAAGCGGCUUCUGCUAUAUCAACGACAUUGUACUCGGCAUUCUACAGCUACUCAGGCACCACCCAAGAGUCAUGUAUAUUGACAUUGAUGUUCAUCAUGGAGACGGGGUAGAGCAAGCUUUUUGGUCAACAGAUCGAGUCCUUACUGUUUCUUUUCACAAAUACGACAAGGAUAAUUUCUUCCCAGGCACCGGACCCCUUGAUAGCACCGGACCAACUCACCCCCUGAAUCCCGGCGCUCACCAUUCUUUAAAUGUGCCGUUGAACGACGGAAUCGAAGAUAACGAUUACGUUAACUUGUUCAAAGCUAUAAUCGGCCCAUGUAUAAACACAUACCAACCUAGUGCGAUAGUCCUACAGUGUGGUGCUGACAGCCUCGGCUGUGAUAGACUAGGCUGUUUCAACCUCAAUAUUCGUGCGCACGGUGCAUGCGUUGCAUUCACAAAAUCAUUUGGCCUACCUACUCUUGUUCUUGGUGGAGGAGGGUACACACCCCGAAACGUCUCUCGAUUAUGGGCGUACGAGACCGCGAUAUGUAUAGGAGCCGAAAACCAGCUGGAUCCCAAGCUACCCGAAACUCUUCCUUUCCGCAGCCACUUCCAGCCCGACUGUUCUCUAUUCCCACCGCUAUCAGAUCUGCGAAGGGUUGAGAAUAAGAAUACAAAGCCUUAUUUAGAUUCUCUCGUGGAAGGUAUAUUGGAACAGCUACGGUAUAUUAAUGGUGCACCCAGUGUUCAGAUGAGCGUUAUCCCGCCGGAUAUAUUGGGCAUUCGGGAGGAAAUUGAGAAGGAAAUUGAAGAAGAGAACCAAAUGAAUGAAGAAGAGAACGAAGACCGCGGAGUAAAUGGGACAUCGAGUCGACGGAAGGACGCAGAGCGGGGAACUGCGGUCGCAGGUGAACUUUACACUUGA